Alternaria infectoria is the source of this 528-nucleotide messenger RNA. RefSeq lists its product as uncharacterized. Gene Ontology annotation, biological process: reciprocal meiotic recombination. The coding region runs from base 1 to 528 and encodes 175 amino acids. NCBI's taxonomy places the organism in Eukaryota, Fungi, Ascomycota, Dothideomycetes, Pleosporales, Pleosporaceae. The transcript has 3 exons. The record is from RefSeq and is a predicted model, not a curated record.
AUGCUAUCCCUUCCGCUCCAGACUUUGUCAACAGCACAGGACACCGACGCCAGCGAGCAGAGGUUCAACUGGCAGAAAGAGACCAAUGACCUCACAUUGAUCAUCGACAGCUAUGGUGCGCGUGCGGGUCUUCAGCUCAUGAAACUGUGUCAAGGCUCGCAGGUUCGGCAAACCAUCGAAAUCGAGAGACUGAUCAACGAAGGCAAUCACAUUACGCGUCUGAGUGAAGAGCGCGGAGUGCAGGUGCAGCCCGACCACCUACGCAUAUCCGCCAUCGUGCGCUGCCCUCUGCUCGCUAUCAAAUGGCAAGUGGCCAACGACAAGAUCAGGCGCAUUCAGAUGAGGUUCAAGUCAGACAAAGACUUCGACACCGCAUUCAGCCACCUCCUUCAUCUCGGUCUCUAUAUGGGCGGCCAAAAGGCAGUCCCAGCAGCGCUCAACGAGUUCGUAUACCGCCACCUGGAGAGUGACGACUUCCUCACGCUGGUCCAAGACAUGGAGGCUACUUGGGCGAGAGUUGCAAUGUGA